CAGAACCUGAAUCAGAAACAUGUCAAGACAAAAACCACCAAGCGGCUUGGGCUGAAUUCAAAGCUUUGAAGAAAAAGAACUUUUCACUUAAAUCAAUGCUCAACCGCCCUGGGUCAAACCUUCCAUCCGAUCCAUCUGUCCACCUUCAUCCCGACACUGCCGAGCUAGUUGAUCUCGAAAGCCUCCACCAAGCUGACGAGGCUGAUCGCGAACACGAGUCCGCCCGUGAUGGUGGGGAAGCCAAGCCCAAACGAGGCCCAGUCUUGAGCCGCUCCCGCACCCAUAAUGACCAACUCAUUGUGGGUACGUGCGGCAUUAUAUUGUCUAGGCGAACUUUCUACAAUGCUGAAGCACCCAGUGCUCUGAGAGACUACCUUGUCGAAGCGUUCCCUGAUGGUCUCCCGGAGGUGAUCUUUUACGAUAAUGCCUGCAACCUCUUAAGAGUUAUACAUAAUGGAGACAAGGACCCCGCCCCCUUCGAACACACUGUCAUCCCUGUGGACCCUUUCCACCAUCGCUCUCAUAAAGAGAGCGAUACGUUUUGUCAAAUGUAUACUGACCCCAAAAAAUUUCCAGACUUGCAAGAGAGUGGGUCUUGGAUCUUUAAUGCCUCUGCUGGGGAGUUGAGUAACAUAUGGUAUGGUGGAUUUGCAUCUAUGUGUCGGAACAUGCAAGCUACCCGGUAUGAGUUUUUUUUGGAGGAAAUGGUUGAACUUCGCAACAUGUGGCUGAGUGACGCGUUGGCUGCCCGGCCAUCCUUGGAGUUUAUUGGGAUACAAAAGUUGUGAUAGUUCAAAGUCAAUUUGUAGUGAUCAACGCCGGUGUGACAACGUUUUGAUACUGGGUUCAACAUAAUCUUUUGUCACCCAACAUCAUUUUCUGCGAAAUCAUCCAUCCGAGAGCUAUUCAUCAUUGGGUUUACAUUUGGUCUUAAGAUCGACUCAUGUUGAUUUCUAUCAUGCUAAAACUGUGAACUCAAAAUUCCAUUCUAUUGAAAUUUGACCUCGUC
This is a messenger RNA of Melampsora larici-populina 98AG31, 1009 nucleotides long. RefSeq lists its product as uncharacterized. Lineage: Eukaryota; Fungi; Basidiomycota; Pucciniomycetes; Pucciniales; Melampsoraceae. The record is from RefSeq and is a predicted model, not a curated record. The transcript has 3 exons. Bases 96 to 788 code for a protein of 230 amino acids.